UCCUCUCUCUCUCUCUGCUCCCGUGUGUGUUUCUUGGGACUACGACCUACUAGCUGCUGCGCUGGUCUCCACUGCUCCCUGAACAGAGCAACGAAAGAACCGGUGCAGCAGGCAGGAGUCGUGAAAUGUAAGCAAGGAACACACUGAGCUGAAGCUGCAGAGAAGUUGUCGCGGAGAAGAGUUUGAGAGAGAGAGCCUCUUGUGUUUCACCAUGAAGUUCAUGAAGCUUGGCUCCAAGCCGGACGCCUUCCAGACCAACGGCAGCGGCUCCAGAUAUGUGCUGUCCCACCUUCCGUCAGAUAUCGUCAUCCAUGUCGAUGAAGCAAGGUUCUAUCUGCACAAGUUCCCUCUUCUUUCCAAGAGUAGCUUGUUACAGAGGAUGAUAAUUGAGGCCAGUCAGAACGGCACUGAUGAAGUUGUCAUACAAGACAUUCCUGGUGGAGUGAAAACCUUUGAAAUCUGCGCGAAGUUCUGCUAUGGCAUGGUUGUGACCCUCAAUGCAUACAGUGUUGUUGCUGCAAGGUGCGCAGCAGAGUACCUUGGGAUGACCGAGGAUGUCGAGAAGAGCAAUCUGAUAUUUAAGAUCGAAGUGUUCCUGAAUUCUGGUAUCUUCAGAAGCUGGAAGGACUCCAUCAUAGCGCUGCAGACCACUGAUGCAUUGUUACCAUGGUCUGAGGAGCUAAAGUUGGUUGGAAGAUGCAUAGAUUCUAUCGCUACCAAAGUUAUCGUUAACCCAUCAAAUGUAAUGUGGUCAUACACCUACAACCGGAAAUCUGCAUCCUCUGAUGAGAUAGUGGAAACUCGCAAAAGCUCGCAGGCGGUUCCGAAGGACUGGUGGGUUGAAGAUCUGUGUGAACUGGAUGUAGACCUUUACAGGCGUGCCAUGGUUGCGGUUAAGUCCAGAGGAAGGAUCCCUUCUGAUGCCGUUGUAGAAGCUCUCGAGGCUUAUGCUGCUAGAUGGCUUCCUGAAUGUUGUGACACGCUGGUCGACGAUGUUUACUCCACUUCAUACAAGCAUCUGCUUGAAACCAUCGUUUGGCUAUUGCCCUCGGACAAGGGAUCUUCGGGAUGUUCGUGCCGAUUCUUCCUGAAGCUACUGAAAGUCACUGUCCUGAUAGGAGCUGGAGAGCUCCUGAAGGAAGAAUUCAUGGACAGGAUUGUCUUGCAGCUACACAAGGCUUCAGCCAGUGAUCUUCUGAUCCCGUCCAAGCCGCCGGCUCAGACCACUUAUGAUGUUCAACUAGUCCAGACACUCGUCAGUAGGUACAUGAGGCGCGCCGGAGUAGCUGAAGAUGGAAUCUUUCUCAACAACCUUGAUCAAGAUAUGUUUGAGACGAAUGUGGAUGACGAAUCAUUACUAGCAUUAUGCAGGCUUGUUGACAGGUACUUAGCUGAGGUUGCCUCUGAUCCUAAUCUGUCAGUUUCAAGCUUUGUGGGGUUGGCAAUGUCCAUGCCUGAAUCAGCUAGACCAAGGCAUGAUGGAUUGUACACCGCCAUCGAUAUCUUUCUGAAGUUGCAUCCCAGCCUACCCAAGAUGGAUAAGAGGAAGAUCUCCAGCCUGAUGGACGUCAAGAAGCUCUCCAAGGGGGCAUGCAUCCACGCGGCGCAGAACGACCGCCUCCCGCUCCGCGUCGUGGUCCAGGUCCUCUUCUUCGAGCAGCUGGGUGCCGCGGGGGCCACGGCCGCGGGCGCGGCAGCCAACGGUGGCAGCGUGGCGCGGUGCAUGGCGCGCCUGGAGGACGACGACUGGAAGGAGGACCGCGCGCUCCCGGAGCCCCCGACCCCUGGUGCCCUGAAGAAGCAGCUGGGAAGCCUGAAGCUGGCUGACCAGGGCGACGACGACGGCGGCCGGCGGCUGGUGGCGAGGGGCAGCGCUGCCAACCAGAGCAGCAGACUGUCUCUGUCGUCGCGGUCGCGGAGGAUCUUCGACAAGCUGUGGAUCGGCGGCGGGAAGCUCCCCGGGGAGGUCGUCGGUAAGGGGUCGGACACGUCCGGCAGCUCACAGAGCCCGCGGUCGUCGGCGAAGCCGCUGGAGUCCAAGUCGUCCAGCUCGUCGUCGAAGAACCGGCGGUACUCGGUCUCGUAGACCGGCCGGCCGGCCGGCGGCAGAGGCUGUACAGAGGGAAGGAGGAGCCUGGUCCGUCGUGAACGAUGAGCUGCUGCUAACUUUUCAGAGCUCGUGUCUGUGCUGUAGUCGUCUCGUUUCUGAAGAAUCAGACUUGCUUGGGGCAUGCAGCUAGAAAUCUUUUCUCACUCCAACUGCUCGGAUCUCGGGAUAAUCCCAUGUUUUCUGUAACAGACUUAACAGCUAUAAUGCUUGACUCGGUGAUCUGAGCAAUCCUUUUGGUGGUUCUGUUGCAGUUUAAGUAGGGAUUUUCACUCGUCAGGCUAAUGAUCAAGCUGGACGAUA
Messenger RNA from Phragmites australis (common reed), 2410 nucleotides. RefSeq names its product BTB/POZ domain-containing protein NPY1-like. The record is from RefSeq and is a predicted model, not a curated record. Bases 212 to 2086 code for a protein of 624 amino acids. NCBI's taxonomy places the organism in Eukaryota, Viridiplantae, Streptophyta, Magnoliopsida, Poales, Poaceae. Gene Ontology annotation, molecular function: protein binding. The transcript is spliced from 4 exons.